AUGGCUGUUUCAACAUGUCAGAAGAUCACCUUCGUCUCGUGCAUCGUCCUCUGUAUGUCUUUAUUUCUACCCAAAAUGUUUUUACCCAGAGAGAAGAAAGACAAAGUGCACACGAAGGUUGGGCCAGGGCAUUUUCCUCCUAUACGACAUGGCUAUUCUUUCUCUGAAGAUUAUGUUGACUGGAACACAGAGUCUCAUUACACCAAACACUACAUCCCAGAGGUCAUUGCCAGAACCAAGAGUGUUGGCAAGCCAAAUCUUCUGGUUCAAGUCAUUCCUGUGUAUGGCUUUGGGAUCUUCCUUUACAUCAUCUACCUGUUCUUUAAGCUGACUUCCAAGGACAAACCCCACAGACAAAAGCGCAGAUUUCCCAUACUGCAACUAGAACACAUAUUUGAAGAGAUGCCUACUUGUCCGUUGCCGACCAGAACGUGUGAAAAAAUGAGAGAAAAAAGAAUAUCCAAAGUUGUUCACCCAACUGCCAGGUCACGCAGGGGGACACGGAGGCGGGAGGAGAAGAAGCUGAAGCAGUUGAGGGAGAUUACUCAAAUGAUGCGAGAGAGACAGAUGCGAGAGGGAGUCACACCAGAAGAGGAGGCCGAGGACCCCUACACUGCUGACUGGGAAGGUUAUUCAGAAGAAACCUACCCAGAGUAUGAUAUUCCCUGCCGCAGAUGCAGAUAUCUGAGCGUUAUACUAGAAGAACCAGACCAAGUUAUACUCACAGCGGAGGAGCUUGCUGAGAGAAUGGAGAAAGAGGAAGAAGAAGAAGAGCCUGCUGACAAUGACAACAAGAUAAAAGAGGAGGUUCACAGAGAAAAUUAUGAGGACAAACAAGAGAAUGACAAAAAUGAAGAUGAAAAGGAGGAAGAUGAUGAGGAUGAAGACAGUGAAGAAGACAAUGAUGAGGACGAUGACGAGGAUGACAUUGGAGAAUACCAGCCCUGUCUUCCUAAAGGUUUUGAUGAGGAUGAUGAGCAAUUGAAGUACCCAGGUGAAAGAAAACAAAAACCAAGCAGAAGACGACAAAUCACCUUCAGCGAUCACAGACAUGUCUUCCAUUAUCCAAAAGGUGGAGCUGUAGGCUGCAAGUAUGAGGAGGAAGAGGAGGAGGAACAUGAUGAAGAAGAAGAAGAGGAUGAAGAGGAAGAAAAUGGGGAUGAAGACUAUGAAGAUCCGGAAAAUGAAGAGGAACGGAGUGAAACAGAGGAGAAGGAAGAGGACCCGCUGAUGGAGGCUGAGAGUCUAGGUUUUAAUGAUGAUGUCGAAUGUGAUCCUGAGGAACAGGAAGUAGAUCUCAUUGACUUCCUCCAAACAUACCAACCUGAGGUAACCCUCAUGUCCAGUCAGUCACAGUCUCCCAAAACUCAGGGACGUGGAACACUUAGGAUGCGAAACAAGAAACAAAAGAUAAAAAAUUAGCCCCAUACAUUUUUUUUUAAUUAAUCUUCAGUUCUGCCCUGUG
This is a messenger RNA of Triplophysa rosa, 1465 nucleotides long. RefSeq names its product RIC3 acetylcholine receptor chaperone a (gene ric3a). NCBI's taxonomy places the organism in Eukaryota, Metazoa, Chordata, Actinopteri, Cypriniformes, Nemacheilidae. Gene Ontology annotation, cellular component: neuron projection; neuronal cell body; intracellular membrane-bounded organelle. Gene Ontology annotation, biological process: protein localization to cell surface; synaptic transmission, cholinergic. The record is from RefSeq and is a predicted model, not a curated record.